ACGAAACUGAUCUGAAACACGGAACUGAGGGCGUGUGAAAGAGAAAAUUAAAUCAGACUUUAAUCAGAAAACAGUCCGUGUUUGAUCAUGUGUUUCAUUAAUCCGAUCUCUUUCCUCACGCGACUCUUCUACUGGAGCAUGCGCGGUAAAACCAUGAAUAUUGACAUGAGUAUUGACGAGGAGACAGCUGUGUUCUUUGACCUGGAGACGACAGGACUCGACACUACUGUAUGUCACAUCGUGCAACUGUCUGCCAUCAGCCGGGACAAAACUUUUAACGCCUACAUCGUGCCUCGCCGCAGUAUGACAGAAGAGCCUCUAAAGUCACGGGUCUCACUGUAGAAGGUGGAGCUCUGCACUUAUACCGGCGACGUAUGCGCACCGUCCCUCUCCGACAGGCUCUGGCAGACUUUAUCUCCUUCCUCAAAACCUUCAACAGACCCUUUCUGGUGGGACACAACAGCAAACGCUUCGACUGGCCCAUCCUGAGCCGGACUCUGCGUCAGCUUGACCUGCUGGAGGAGUUUCAGAGCGUCGUGUCCAGCUGUGUGGACACUCUGAGUUUGAGUCGAGAGAUGUUUCAACUGGAGAGAUACUCGCAGCCGUUUCUCGUCCAGCAUUUCCUCGCG
Messenger RNA from Xyrauchen texanus (razorback sucker), 629 nucleotides. It is a transcript of the gene plex9.1, whose product is annotated as PML-like exon 9.1. The transcript is spliced from 3 exons. Bases 88 to 342 code for a protein of 84 amino acids. The record is from RefSeq and is a predicted model, not a curated record. Lineage: Eukaryota; Metazoa; Chordata; Actinopteri; Cypriniformes; Catostomidae. Gene Ontology annotation, molecular function: nucleic acid binding.